AUGAAACCACACACGCAAACAGCAGCUCCUCCCCUGACAGUAAAGAACCUUAGUAGUCAGACCCUUUCACCCGCCGAAACAGCCAUCCUUGCCAAAGGACACAACUUUGCAGUCACCCCCUCCAGGAUCCCGACAGAAGAGAUCAUCAGCCAAAUAGAAACCGCCAUCUUCCAUCUCCCACCUGAAGCAGGAAACAUCAGACAGCAGUCAGCCCAGAUCCUCCGAAAAGCCAAACUUCCCAUCCAAAACAUUAACAGGGAAGAACGACUAGCGCUUCGAAGCCUAAGACAGAAUGACGACAUCCUCAUCCUACCGGCGGACAAAGGCAACACAACAGUGGUGAUGGACAAAAAAGACUACCACAACAAAGUCAACACCUUGCUGUCCGACGCCCAAGUCUACAAAAAACUAAAACGCGAUCCAACCACUAGCGUAGAGAAGAAAACCUCCUCCCUGAUCAAAAAGGCGAACCUCCCUCCGCUAACCACGAAAUACCUGAUCCCCAGCGACAGCUCAGCACCCAGACUAUAUGGCCUCCCGAAGAUCCACAAAGAAUCAGUCCCCCUACGGCCUAUCGUCAGCAACAUCGGGGACCCCACCUACCAACUAGCCAGCUACCUCACCAAACCCCUCCAAAAACUUACCAGCCUCAACGACUCCCACAUCAGGAACUCAAUGGACUUCGUGAACAGAGUAACCAAGAUAAAAACCAAGCCCAACGACAUCCUGGCAAGCUUCGACGUGGUUUCCCUGUUCACCAACGUCCCAGCCCAAGACACUCUGGACAUCAUCAGAACAUCCAAAGAGAUUCCAUCCACCCUGUUCCCAUUAAUAGAACACUGCCUCAACUCCACCUAUUUCCGGUUCGAAGGAGAAUUCUACGAACAAACCACGGGAGCAGCAAUGGGAUCCCCGAUAUCACCCAUCAUUGCAAACAUCUUUAUGGAACAUUUCGAGAAUGAAAUCCUGAAGAAGGCCCCACUAAAACCCUCCACAUGGUUCCGGUACGUGGACGACACCUUCGUCAUCUGGAACCACGGAAGGGAAACUCUACCUCAUUUCCUCACUUUCAUUAACUCCCAACAUCCCAACAUCCAAUUCACAAUGGAGACCGAACAGAAUUCCCAAAUCCCCUUCCUGGAUGUCCUGGUCCGUAGGAACGAAGACGGCACCCUAAGCCACAACGUCUACCGCAAACCAACACACACGGACCGAUACCUCCACGCAAACUCCCACCAUCACCCCGCCCAAAAGAAUUCGGUAAUCAGCUCUCUAGUCCACAGAGCACUCUCCAUCUCGGAACCAGCCGCCCUGAACGGAGAGCUAAACCACCUUCACCGAACCCUGACCAGGAACGGAUACAGCAGCAGAAACAUCAACCGUACCAUCAAGAAGCUGACCAACAAGGAAUCCGGCCAGAACAACAACACGACGCCAGAGACAGAGAAAGAGAAGAUUAAGGCAGUAGUACUCCCAUACGUCAGAGGCACCACGGACCGCAUCAGCAGAAUUCUGAACAAACACAACAUCAAAGCGAUCUUCAAACCUUGCAACAAGCUCUCACAAAUGCUCCCUAAUCCCAAGGACCGGAGACCCCCUUUGACAGCCCCAGGGGUUUACAAGGUCCCAUGCUCCUGCGGCAAAGCGUACAUAGGAGAAACCGGGAGGAAGAUUAGUACACGAAUCAAGGAACACCAGCGAUGUACCAAAUACGGCCACUUCUCACAAUCAGCUCUAGCCGAACACAAGAUCGAGACCGGACACGCCAUCCAGUUCGACAAAGCCACCAUGCUGGCCCCGUCCCAAAGCUAUUUCGCACGAAAACACCGCGAAGAAAAACCGAUAGAAACCGAUUGUUACCGCUUCAAUUCUAUCUGGAAAUACCAGAUUGAAUCAGAUUACGGAUUGAAUCCGAUUGAUCUUGCAUUUCCGGUGCCCGAUUGGCCCGAUUGA
This is a messenger RNA of Vollenhovia emeryi, 1953 nucleotides long. RefSeq lists its product as uncharacterized. The transcript is spliced from 2 exons. Lineage: Eukaryota; Metazoa; Arthropoda; Insecta; Hymenoptera; Formicidae. The record is from RefSeq and is a predicted model, not a curated record. The coding region runs from base 1 to 1953 and encodes 650 amino acids.